Oncorhynchus masou masou (cherry salmon) is the source of this 1755-nucleotide messenger RNA. RefSeq names its product equilibrative nucleoside transporter 2-like. Gene Ontology annotation, molecular function: nucleoside transmembrane transporter activity. Gene Ontology annotation, cellular component: basolateral plasma membrane; plasma membrane. Gene Ontology annotation, biological process: hypoxanthine transport; adenine transport; nucleoside transmembrane transport. Lineage: Eukaryota; Metazoa; Chordata; Actinopteri; Salmoniformes; Salmonidae. The transcript is spliced from 13 exons. The coding region runs from base 275 to 1690 and encodes 471 amino acids. The record is from RefSeq and is a predicted model, not a curated record.
UGGAAUUAAUCAAAUGAAUAGCCCGCAAAAAAACAAUGCACACAAGCCAAACAUCCAUUCAAUUGGUUUGUAUGUAAAAGAGCGACAUGCGCAGCGUGCCAGCCUGUACGUAGAGCUACUGUUGUUACCUUGUUGUUCGUGUAUGAGUCAUCCUCAACGUGGUGUUCUACGACGAACCAUCCAUGGUGCCGACACCAAGGAUUUAAUUCAAUAUAAUUCGAUGUAUCAACUACAUUUUCUAUUUGAAGCAUAAGGCAGACUCAAGAGCAUCAGGAUGACUACCCAGAAGAAUGCCCCUGUGGACCGACACUGUGCUGUGGCCGUCAUCAUCUUUAUCCUGGGACUGGGGACACUGCUGCCAUGGAACUUCUUCAUCACCGCCACUGAGUAUUUCGACGACCGCCUCAAAGGGACCCCGUCAAGUUACGGAACGACCCCAGUUGCUAAUGGAACAACCCCAGUUACUAAUGGAACGACCCCAGUGACGAAAGACUACGAGUUUGCCAGCUUUAUGACACUUCUAGCCCAGCUUCCCCUGCUCCUCUUCACCCUGGCCAACUCUUUCCUGUAUCAGCGUAUCAGAGAGAAGGUCCGGAUUGCUGUCAGUCUGGUCUCCAUCCUCUGCCUCUUCCUCCUCACGGCCAUUAUGGUCAAGGUGCCCAUGCAGCCCGACAGCUUCUUCUCUAUUACCAUGGCAACUAUCUGGUUCAUCAACUCUUUUGGAGCUGUGCUUCAGGGCAGUCUGUUUGGGCUGGUAGGAAUGCUCCCCCCGAAGUACAGCACGUUAUUCAUGAGUGGUCAGGGACUGGCAGGGAUCUUCGCUGCCCUGGCCAGUCUGCUCUCUAUCCUCAGUAAAACAGACAAGGCCAGUGCCGCUCUUGGCUACUUCAUCACCCCCUGUGUGGCGACUCUGCUCACUUUGCUCAGCUACUUACUACUGCCACACCUGGAGUUUGCCCGGUUCUACUUAGAGAAAAGUCAAAGUCACCAUGGCCAACUGGCGACCCCAAACAAGCCUCUCGAAAGUGCAGACAAAGAAAAAGAAGCUUUGGCCAAUGGUGACCUGAAUGAGUACAACAAUGAACCCAUAAUAACAAAUGGUGAUUUUGAGGCCAGUGGGACCAAAGAAGCCCUGUUCAUGAUAAAACAGACUGACAGGUCAUCUGUCCUGGCAGUCUUCAAAAAGGUUUGGGUGAUGGCCCUCUGUGUGACAUGUGUGCUGGCUGUCACACUGUCGGUUUUCCCCGCUGUCACAGUAAAAGUGAAGAGUGUGUAUGGAAACAAGGAGUGGGACCGAUACUUUCUCUGCGUCUGCUGCUUCAUCGUCUUUAACGUCAUGGACCUGAUUGGCCGCAGUGUCACCUCUAUGGUUCAGUGGCCCUCAAAGAAAAGCCGUCUGUUCCCUGUGCUCGUGGUGUCCCGCGUGGUCUUCAUCCCUCUCAUCAUGCUGUGUAAUACUGACAACCAUCGGUACCUGCCAGUCCUGUUCUCCCACGACGUUGCCUUCGUUGCCAUCAUGACAUUAUUUGCCGUGUCCAAUGGAUACUUAAUCUGUCUCUGCAUGUCCUACGCACCUCAGCUGGUGAGGUCUAAAGACUGUGAGACAGCAGGUGCCUUGAUGACCUUCUUCCUGGCUCUGGGUCUGUCUCUAGGGGCAGCCCUCUCCUUCCUGCUGAGGAACCUGCUUUAGGGAACACUACCUUCUACAUACAGUGGGGCAAAAAAGUAUUUAGUCAGCCACCAAUUGUGCAAGUU